Alternaria rosae is the source of this 1396-nucleotide messenger RNA. RefSeq lists its product as uncharacterized. The record is from RefSeq and is a predicted model, not a curated record. NCBI's taxonomy places the organism in Eukaryota, Fungi, Ascomycota, Dothideomycetes, Pleosporales, Pleosporaceae. The transcript is spliced from 2 exons. The coding region runs from base 242 to 1276 and encodes 344 amino acids.
GUCACUGACCAGGUGGUCUUGCUGUUGUCACGAGACAGGGCAUGUCCGACGCGUCGAGCUCUCGAGUUCGGGCACUGCCCCUCCAUCCCACCUUCUUCGCCCUCCAACGCGGUUGCAUUCACUACCGCACACCAUGUGUCGCAAAUACGCUAGAUGAUAUACAGCCAUGAUUGUUAGAAUCUUUGACAUAACUUGACCUCCCGCGCUCUCCACCAGAACGCCCAACCUCACCACCAGCACAAUGAAGGCCUCAGAUCCCGGCCGACCCAGCAGCCGUCGCGCCGCCUCAGGUGCAUGGAACCGGCUGAAGCCCGUCCGCGAAGAUGUCCUGGAGACAUACGGACUGCCUUCCAAAGGAGAGACACGGCUGAACGACUUCAAAACGCAAGAAAUCUACUUCAACCGCAUAAUAGAACGGUACAUGAAACUCUGCGCGCUCAACCGCGACGAACUAGACCGUCUCUUCAUAUCCGUCAGCAUCCCCCCAACCGAAACGACCACCACGACCAAGUCGACGACGGCGCCCACCGCCAAUUCCAAACUCACAUCCUCCUUCUCCUCGCUCUCCCUCUCCAAACACGCACCCCCAGAAGCCCGACAACAAACUACCAGUCGCCCACCCCUCGCAUCAACGUCAACGAAUACACCACACCACCCCAUACCACAAAAGGCCUUCACGCCAUCCAUCCAAGAACUUUCCACAGUCCUCGCCUCCCUGCGCAAACUGCGCGAAGCCAUAACCGCGUCCUCACGCACCGACGCCUUCGCCCUGCGCGCCUACACCUUCGCCAUCCAUGUCAGCAUCCUGUGCCACGACUGGUCCUCCUACCUCCCGUCUCUCCUCUCUCUCCUCGGGAAAAUCCACCCUGUCAACCCAUUAUCCCCAUCUACCCUCCACGAAAUCGUCGGCUUGUUAAUCCUCGACCAAGCAUGCCGACAAUCCGAUUACUCUGGCGCCCGCGCCACAAAACUACGCUACGGAUACAAAGAUUGGAGGGUGGAGAAGGUGUUAAGGUGUCUGGUAGCGGAUGAUUAUGUGGGGUUUUGGCGGGUAAGGAGGAGUGUGGAUGGGUAUCAGAGGAGGGUUAUGGAGUGGGCGGAUGGAGGGGUGAGGGUGCAUGCGUUGAAGUGUUUGGGUAGGGCGUAUUUGAGUGCUGAUAAGGGGUUUGUGGAGAGGUGUGCGGAGAGGAGUUGGGAGGAGUUGGUGCAGGAGGGUGUUGGGUGGGAAUUGAGUGCGGAUGGGGAGAGGGUUUUGAUUAAGAAGAUGAAAGGGUGAGUGGGACUUGAGGGAGUUGUAUGAGAUUUGAUACCCGCUUGAUAGAGAGGUCAUGGAUUGGUUGUAUUUAGGAUGAAGCGUUGAAUGGGGUAUCAUUAAGACUUUUCUAUAAGACGUUUU